GAUGAGGUCUCGAGACUAACACCACCUCAACGAGGACCUCCGCAGCUUGACACACACGGUACACCAAUAUCUAUUCUCCAUCCGAACUCAACCUACCAAGUACAAAUGAACAUCGAAUACCGCAUAUUUGAACGGCUCUUGUGAAAGUUCUACGAAAACCACUCUUGUCUUUGCAACCCCUCAGGAUCAGCGUUCCUCUCACCACGAUGUUUUGUGACUAGUGUUACCUGCUUUGUCGAUGCAUGUUUGAUGAAAUAGAGAAGGGGACUCUUGCUGGAGUCGAGAGGCCAGCUUUCAUGACUUCUCAGAUGGCACUCACCCAAGCUGGUACGUGUCAAUCAUUUUCAGGAAUUUGGAGUGACUAUGUUUGGGAUGCCGAGUCCGAACGUACAAUCAUUCGGAGUAGAGAACGAAAAGGACAGAGCCCGGUUUCAGUUUUGCCACAAUAGCUACACUGAAAACGUCUUUGACCUCCGACCGGACCUGACUAGUGUGAGCGACAGCAUUAAAGGGAUCGAGCGGGUGAAUAGCUACUGUGCACCGGCCGAUUCUUCAGACCCUACACUAGCCCGACUUGCGCAGUCAUGGAUCCAAGGCUGCGUCAACUCUCACACGGAUUGUCGCUCCGGGCAAGAGGCACAGCAUCGGCCCCACGACUGUUAAACAUAGAGACCAAAGGCCUCCGUUUAGUCAAUGGAAGCGAUUACCAUGCACCCAUCCUAUGGGCAACAUUGAAUCAUUGCUGGGGUCCAAAUCCGACCUUUGUCAGGUUGACAGAGAGCAACGUCAAUGCAUUUCGAGCCAACCUAUCACUUGAUAUAUUGCCGCCAACAUGUCGAGAUGCAGUAACCUUCUGUCAGAGCCU
Messenger RNA from Macroventuria anomochaeta, 865 nucleotides. RefSeq lists its product as uncharacterized. The record is from RefSeq and is a predicted model, not a curated record. The transcript has a single exon. The coding region runs from base 364 to 663 and encodes 99 amino acids. NCBI's taxonomy places the organism in Eukaryota, Fungi, Ascomycota, Dothideomycetes, Pleosporales, Didymellaceae.